Messenger RNA from Aspergillus chevalieri, 429 nucleotides. RefSeq lists its product as uncharacterized. The record is from RefSeq and is a predicted model, not a curated record. The transcript has a single exon. The coding region runs from base 1 to 429 and encodes 142 amino acids. Lineage: Eukaryota; Fungi; Ascomycota; Eurotiomycetes; Eurotiales; Aspergillaceae.
AUGUUCAACCUACCCGUUGCAGAAGGAGCACCUUAUGACUCAUUUGCAAAUCAACAUGACGAGAUGUGCCUUCCAGACACCAGAACUUGGCUUCAAUGCCAAGUCACAGAUUGGGCCAAAAAACCAGACAGCAAACUUAUAUUUUUGUUGAAUGGCAUGGCAGGGACUGGAAAGUCCACCAUUGCCCGGACAGUCGCACAAUCCUUUGAUAAAAAGGGGCUCCUCGGAGCCAGUUUCUUCUUCAAAAGAGGUGAAGCCGACAGCGAUAAUGCAAAAAGAUUUAUAUCAACAAUCACGAGGCAAUUAAUGACCAGUAAUCGAGAACUGACAAGUGAUAUCUCAAGAGUGAUCGAAGAUGAUCCAGAUCUUUCAACAAAAGCUCUCAGUCGACAAUUUGACAACUUCUUAUUCAGCCACUGCUCAGGUUGA